Messenger RNA from Trichoderma gamsii, 303 nucleotides. RefSeq lists its product as hypothetical. The record is from RefSeq and is a predicted model, not a curated record. The coding region runs from base 1 to 303 and encodes 100 amino acids. The transcript has 4 exons. Lineage: Eukaryota; Fungi; Ascomycota; Sordariomycetes; Hypocreales; Hypocreaceae.
AUGCAAUUCUUCAAGCUUCUCCCCUGCGUUCUGAUUCCAUUUGCGGCUGCUGCGCCAGCCGAGACGAUUCCUGUAGCUCCGCUUGUCACUUUAUAUCACGACUCCGAUUGGACCGGACAGCAGUUUGAUGUACGCAGCUUGAAGACUUGUGUUAAAGUCGUUGGCCCGCUAUCUGAUGACUGCAGACCUGGCACAGAAGUCAUUUUCAUCAAGGCUGGGAAUGGCAAGGUCAACAUCCGACACAACGAUAAUGUUCGAUCCGUGUAUUGCUUAGGAGCACAACGGACAUAUGCACGCUUUUGA